Molecule: messenger RNA, 1500 nt
Organism: Medioppia subpectinata
Lineage: Eukaryota; Metazoa; Arthropoda; Arachnida; Sarcoptiformes; Oppiidae
Source: the annotation of a GenBank genome assembly
CGGGCUUUAUGUUUGGCAUCGGACACACGUUCGGCCCAUUCAUUGAGAAACCCUACCUCACGGGUGACCAGUUUGCAGGGCUCACCCAAGACAACCGGAACGCGCUGUUGGCCAAAAACAUAUCGGUUCGUAAGGCCGACAUCGCCGGUAUUGAUGACACCGAUGUCCGCCGACAUAAGCUUAUGAUACCGUACUUGAUAUGCGGCUCAAUUCAUAUUCUGGGUCCAAUACUACUGGCCAUAGUGUUUAAGGCCCGGCGCACAACACUGGACGCAAAGCUCAAUAGCGUGACCAGCAGUGAUACAAAUGUGAUACUAAAUAAUAACAACAAUAACGCACCGGGAAACGGCAAGACAAAGCUACUAGAGAACAUGCCGGAGCAAAAAUUGACCAUGAUCCUAUUGGUGUCGGUGAUGUUGGCCUUUUUCAGCGCCAGCGAGAGUAUAUUCUUCGCGUUCAGCGCCACAUACUUCCAGUACAUACCGUUGCGGCUGUCGGCCAGUAGUGCCGCCCAAUUGGUCUCAAUAAUGGCGCUCACGUUCACCAUAAGCCGAGGUGUUGCCAUCCUAUUGGCUAUGCGCACAUCGCCCGAGAACAUUAUCGCGUCAUUCCUGGUCAUACUACUAGUCUCGAUGGUCACCCUAUAUUUCUCGACAAACUCGCUGCCUAUGCUGUGGUUCAGCAUAAUGUUAAUGAGCUUUGGUUUCAGCCCGAUAUACGCCUCCAUAUUCUCGUUUAUGGGCCGAUACCUCGAGUUUACUAACCGUUUGGGCACGGUGCUUUUGCUCAGCGCCAAUAGUUUGAACCUGGUGCUGCCCGGCCUGCUGGGCACCUACAUCGAAGUGAUGCCAAAUAUAUUUCUCACCACCUUGAUCGUGCCGGUGGUUUUGGGAGAAUAUUACGACUCGUGGACCGAAGACAUACAUCUGUACAUUCAGAUGGAGUACUGCCCGCAAACACUCGCGUCUGUACUUAAAAACAAACACCAAGUGUUUGGCAGACAAUCGGCGGAACCCAUGAAUAUCUUCGAGUAUUUUAUAUCCUGUGAAAUACUUUGGGAACUUUUGCGAUGCCUUAAGUUUAUACACGAGUUUUUACCACCAAUUAUUCAUCGGGAUAUAAAACCCGAUAAUAUAUUGAUUUCAAUGAACAAUACACAUAUCAAACUAGGUGACUUUGGUUUGGCCACCGAACACGAACGGCUAUCCAAGAGCCACACACAGAACAUCGGGACAGUGAACUAUAUGGCACCGGAAAUGGGGUUUUUACCUACAUAUGGCUGUAAAGUUGAUCUACUCUUACCCAACAUAUGAUUUAACCACGUUUUCGGCCAAUUUUAACAAAUUAAAUGAUAUUUAUUGGUCAAUGGUUGAAUCUAUGGAUACUAAACGACCGACAAGUUUUCAAAUACUGAAUGAUUAUGACAAAUGGUCAAUCAAUAAAUCUCUUAUCACUAAUCAUAUGGAUUUUAAUGCAAUACAAAAUAUUCUUAAAUCUAAC